AUGCGGAUUGCUCGACUAGAAGAAAAGAUGGAGAGUUUACUGGCUGCAAUGGACACCUUUGUCAGUUCCUCUGGCUCACUUGUGGGCCUGGCGGAUACUACUCGUUCCGGAGCUACGUCAAUUAGUGCUUCAGUGAACAUGACGAGUUCUGGUUUCAGUGAGAGACUGGCCCUGUCGAAUACCACGGUAUCAACGCACACAAAUUCAUCGCCUUGUUCCGAUUCUUCUGCACCAUCUCCGACGGCCUCACUGCCGAAUCAAGAAGAUGGACGGUUGGAAUAUUUCCGAACCCAAAUGCUGCCAUAUUUUCCAUUCAUCAACCUCACUCCGGAGAUGACGACGCAGUAUCUGCGCCAAAACAGGCCUUUCUUGUUACGAGCUGUUUACGCCGUCACGACUUUCUCGACCCAGGAGAAAUUAGCUCAAGUAGAGGAGCUGAAGCACCUCCUCUUCACAUCUGCAUUGCUCAAGGUCGAGUCCAGCAUUGACAUGCUUCUAGGGUUACUGACGUAUAUUGCCUGGAGUACCGAUACUUUCCUCGGCAGAGCGGAUUUAGUGUCUCGCCUCAUGAUGCUCGCGACAUCCCUAGUAUAUGAUCUGCGGUUGUUCAGGCCGUCCCCACCCGAUGUGCAAGUCAUGAUGGCUAUCUCCCAGGGUCAAGAUGAGGAAGCAAGACAAGGCCCCAACACUGAAACGCCGUUUAGUUUAUCUGAAGGGCGGCGGGCAGUAUUGGCAUGUUUCGUACUGAGUUCCAAGUAUGUAUCAGGCCUACUUGAUCUUCAUUAUUUUGCAACACUACAUCCUUUAGGCCAAUACCUAAUAUGUGACCCGCCCUAG
This is a messenger RNA of Aspergillus oryzae RIB40, 837 nucleotides long. RefSeq lists its product as uncharacterized. Gene Ontology annotation, biological process: regulation of DNA-templated transcription. The record is from RefSeq and is a predicted model, not a curated record. Gene Ontology annotation, cellular component: nucleus. The transcript has a single exon. Gene Ontology annotation, molecular function: transcription cis-regulatory region binding; DNA-binding transcription factor activity, RNA polymerase II-specific. Bases 1 to 837 code for a protein of 278 amino acids. NCBI's taxonomy places the organism in Eukaryota, Fungi, Ascomycota, Eurotiomycetes, Eurotiales, Aspergillaceae.